Entelurus aequoreus (snake pipefish) is the source of this 13627-nucleotide messenger RNA. RefSeq names its product zinc finger protein 462 (gene znf462). The record is from RefSeq and is a predicted model, not a curated record. Gene Ontology annotation, biological process: regulation of gene expression. Bases 489 to 7961 code for a protein of 2490 amino acids. Lineage: Eukaryota; Metazoa; Chordata; Actinopteri; Syngnathiformes; Syngnathidae. The transcript has 13 exons. Gene Ontology annotation, cellular component: nucleus.
UGUCUAUCUGUGUGUGUGUGUGUGUGUGUGUGUGUGCGUGUGUGUGUGUGUGUGUGUGCGCGCCCAUGAAGGAUGAGCUUCUCGGGCGUCCAUCCCGCCGAUGCUCCCUCGUCUCUCGGCCAACUCUUGCGCACCCUCUGGUGCUCGCUCGCCGCCUGCCGAACUUCUUCUUCUCCUCCUCCUUUGUGUGGCCCUCUGGCCACAUUAUCAUUGUUGUUGUGUUGGUGGUUGUCUUCUUCCUCCUCCUCCACCACCACCUCCUCCUCCUCGCUGAUUGAGAGCUCGGCGGAGGAGCUCAGGUCAUCUGCAGCUGCGGCGAAGAAGAAGAAGAAGAAGAAGAAGGAGAAGAAGAAGAAGAAGGAGAAGCAGGAAAGAUGGCGAUCAGCUACUACUACUAGCCAGAUCGGACGGACACACAACUUUGGAGGUGACGGAGAAGAUUGUCGCGGUUUACCUGAAUUUCCAGGGAGUGCUCCCCCUGUUCAGUGAUGGAGGUACUGCACUGUGAUGGCUGUGACUUCCGCGCCGAGUCGUACGACGACCUGAAGACACAUAUUCAGGAAGUGCACACUGUCUUCCUGCAGCCAGCGGAUGCAGACGAGUCUGACUCACUAAAGGACAACGAGGAGGAGGAAGAAGAAGAAGAAGAUGAUGAAGAGGAGGAGGAGGAGGAAGCGGCAGCAGAGGGGGAUAAGCGUGACAAGGAUUACACACGGACUAAAGAUGGAACGAGUCCCAACUCUGCUGAGAGCUCCAGCAAGGCAUCACCGAAGCCACCCGCUGAAACCCAUCUGCUAUUUUACCAGUGCAAGUUCUGCGUCCGUUACUUCAGAUCAAAGUCGUUCCUGAGAAACCACACCAAGAAGGUGCACAAUGUCGAUCAAGAGGGCGCAGUAGCACCGAUCUCCUCAAAGACCUCCCUGGAGCACAGUGACAAUUCCAAAGUUUUCUCGUGUCAGUAUUGCACAUACAAGUCGCCGCGCAAAGCGAGGAUGAUAAAGCAUCACGUUAUGUGUCACAGCAAGCAUCAUGUUAUGUGUCAUAGCAAAGUUCCAUUAGACGGUUCCAGAGUCACUUUGGAGAAUGCCGAGCCAGACAAGGAGUUGGACUCACCCGCCACACUCACGUUUGCCUGUGAAUGGUGUGACUAUCAGACUGAUCAGAAGGCCGGUUGGACUAAUCAUGUGUUCGAAGAACACAGCGACCAGGUCAAGGUAGUUUCCUGCAAUUCUGAGCCAGAAGGGGAUGCAAUCGCAAACUCACCCAAGGCGGAUACCCCAUCCCAAAGCUCGAGUACAUUAAAGACAGCUUUGACUGAUGGAUAUGAGGAGUCCCCGGAGAAAACGCUUGAAUCAGCGCAGAGUGGCACAGAAACACCCAUCGCUAAGGAGGUGGUGAACAGUGGAUUUAAAAUGGAUGUCAAUGUACUGAAUGAGGAGGACUCCAGGAGCGGCUCGGAGGAAGAUGAAGACUUAGGUGAUAUAGAUGAUGAUCCCAACUACACUGGAACGCUGUCUGCAGACGCAAAGCAACUUUUAUCGGACGAGGACAAUAAACUGCUGGAGACUAAAGGAGUACCCUUCAGAAAGUACAUGAACCGUUUCCAGUGUCCUUUUUGCUCCUUCCUCACCAUGCACAGACGCAGCAUCUCGCGUCAUAUCGAGAACAUUCACCUCUCUGGUAAAACCACAGUAUAUAAAUGCGAAGAAUGCCCGUUUAUUUGCACCAGCCCACAUAAAUUAGGCGCUCACAAACAGACCCACAGUUCAUCGGACAUGGAAACCAUGGACCUGACAAGUGAUAGUCCAGAACCUCAUAAUGACAGUGCAGCAGAGCCCGUCAACGGGGGCAACAUUAGCAGAAUGAAUGGAAAAAAGAUAACCAGCACAUUGAACGACCAGCAAAACCCUCAUCGGUGCACGCUUUGCAACUACUCCACCACUACUCUGAAAGGUCUAAGGGUCCACCAGCAGCAUAAGCAUUCGUACUGUGAUGACAUGGAUCCGACUGUCUUUGAAAGCCAGUUGGCUGACCAGCUGGAUGCUGACGUAGCAGCAUCGCCGACCCGUCUACAAAAAACACAAACCUCAAUUUUAGGGCUCGCCACCAAAAAACCCUUAGUAACCGGGAAAAGGGCAAGAAAGUCCAUCAACGAUUUACCCUUGGAUUUGUCCUCAGUGAAAAAGCGAACUAGAAUCGACGAAAUUGCUAGUAACCUUCAAAGCAAAAUAAGCCAAAGCCAGCAGGACCUGAUCAUCAAUCUGGAUGACAUGGAUGAUGAAUACACGGCAGACCACUACACGAGUGCUGACAAUGUGGACCGAAACCAUAACGGCAACAAUGCCAUCUUCAUGUACAAUAUACAGCAGCCUCAUGCAAGGGAAGUGGCACAUAAAAGUGGCAGGAUUGGGAAAAGAAAAAGCAAUCCAAAAUCCAAAUCCAGAAGCCUACCGCUGUCUUUGACUCUUUCUGAUGAUAGUGAAAACAUUUCAGGUGAUCUCAUGGAUAGUAAGGAGACCACACAUGAAAACAGCCUCUAUUCAGAGGAACCUGCACGUUUCUACUGUAAACACUGUGAUUACCACAACAAGUCUGCGCGUAGCGUCAGCACUCAUUACCAGAGAAUGCACCCUUAUGUCAAAUUCAGCUUUAAGUACAUUCUGGACCCUGAGGACCAAAGCGCAGUCUUCCGCUGCUUGGAGUGCUACAUUGAAUACAACAACUAUAACGACCUACAUCAACACUACAUGGAUCACCACCCGGAAGCAAGCAACGUGCUCAAUUUCAACCAACCCAAUCUAGUCUACAUGUGCCGCUUUUGUUCAUACAACAGCCCAAAUGUCCGAAGCCUCAUGCCUCACUACCAAAGAAUGCAUCCCACGGUGAAGAUCAACAAUGCCAUGAUCUUCUCCAGCUAUGUUGUGGAGCAGGCCCACAAGACUUCUGAAUCGCAAACUCUGAGGGAGAUAUUAAACUCCGGCCCCAAAAGUUUUAACUCCGCAAGCUCCACUCCUAGGUCCUCAUCAAGUCCAGUGCUAAAAACUGUGUCUAAGUCACCUGAAGCAGCAACAGAGAAAGAUCCCCUUAAAGAAUCAGUGGGAAGCAAUGUUGUUGUGUAUGAUUGUGAUGUGUGUACUUUUUCUAGCCCCAAUAUGCACUCUGUUUUGGUCCACUAUCAAAAGAAACACCCAGAGCAAAAGGCAUCUUAUUUCCGUAUACAGAAAAGCAUGAAGGUCAUCUCCGUCGAUCAGCCCGUCACCAACGCCUCUUUCAACCUGAAUACGUCAACCCCAGCAAAACAAUCAAGUGCAGCACUGUAUGGUUCUGAUGAAGAUAUGUUCUACUGUAAGCACUGCGUAUACAGCAACAAAUCUGUUGUGGGCGUGUUGGUCCAUUACCAGAAGAGACACCCUGAAGUAAAAGUGACAGCCAAAUAUAUCAAACACGGUGCCCCCACCGCCGGUUUGAUGAAACUGAUAGAUGAAUUGCAAAUAACAGCACCUAAACAGUUAGUGAAGCAGUUCCAAAAUAAUUGUCACAAUGGAUCCAACAACUCAAGCCCUAAACUGGGAGAGAAAUGUGAGGAUGAGCUUUUCUUCUGCCAGCACUGUGAUUAUGGCAACCGAACCGUCAAAGGAGUGCUCAUUCAUUACCAGAAGAAACACAAGGAAACUAAGGCGAACGCCGAUCUCGUCCGUCGUCACACUGCGGUUGUACGAAGUCAACGUGAACGUGCCCAGUCGAGCAGCUUCGCUUCCACCACAAUUGCCCCAGCUCCUCCAGCAGACCCUGAAAACACUACAUUCUUGCGUGCACUCAAGUGCAGACAAUGUUCCUACACAUCCCCAUAUGUGUACGCCCUCAAGAAGCAUCUGAAGAAGGAGCACCCCACUGUAAAAGCCACAGCCUUGACCAUUUUACAUUGGGCUUACCAAGAUGGUAUCCUGGAGGCUGGCUAUCACUGCGAGUGGUGCAUCUACUCCCACGCCGAACCCCAAGGCUUGCUACUCCAUUACCAAAGACGUCACCCUGAGCAUAAUGUAGAUUUCGCCUACAUGGCCAGCAAGCUGUGGGCUGGGCCGGAGACCAUCGAACAUGGGGGGAACCUUGAAACGAAACAUUACAAAUGUAGGGAUUGCGCCUUUGAGGCCUGCACAAUAUUUGACAUAACAAGUCACUAUCAGGCAGUGCACCCGUGGGCAAUUAAAGAGGAUCAAUCUGUACUUUUAGAUAUCAUUAACGGAGAAGCCGAGAAGAGCCCCAAAGAAUCUUUCAAUUCUAUGGAGGACGAUUGCCCCCUGUACAUUGCCAUCCCGCCUCUGGAGAGCAGUCCCCAUGCCCCCCACCCACGUCUUUCUAUAUCCACUAAUCCCUAUCAGUGCACUGUGUGUCUGUCGGAGUACAACAGCCUCCAUGGCCUCCUCACCCACUAUGGAAAAAAGCACCCUGGCAUGAAAGUCAAAGCAGCAGACUUCGCACAGGAGGCCGACAUCAACCCCAGUUCUGUGUACAAGUGUCGCCACUGUCCCUAUGUCAACUCCCGUAUCCACGGCGUCCUCACUCACUAUCAGAAAAGGCACCCGUUAGUGAAAGUCACAGCAGAAGACUUUGCCAACGAUAUCGAGCAACUUGCUGAGAUAAAAGAGGCUGAGGACAAGAACAAGACUCAAAGGCAGGGUUAUGGUGCCUACAGGUGUAAAAUGUGCUCGUAUACGCAUGGGACGCUGGAGAAACUCAAAAUCCACUAUGAAAAGUAUCACAAUCAAUCAGCCACCGAAAUUUUUACACUGGGUUUGACCGAUGUGUCAGUCGGCCAAGACAUGGAGCCUAUUGCAGAAUGCAGUGCCAGUCAUAUAUCAAACACAGCCAAACACCAGGAGGUUGGUGAAGUCGACUUUACCCUCUCGCCGUUGCCCAUCAAUAAGCCGGAGAAGCACGCCAUCUUCAAGUGUCAGCUGUGCAAGUACUUCUGCUCCACUCGUAAAGGCAUCGCUCGCCACUACCGCAUCAAGCACAACAACGUCCGCGCUCAGCCGGAGGGUAAAAACAACGUCUUUAAAUGUGCUCUGUGCUCCUACACAAACCCCAUUCGUAAAGGUUUGGCAGCGCACUACCAGAAGCGUCACGAUAUUGACGCUUACUACACCCAUUGUUUGGCUGCAUCCAAGACUAUAAGCGAGAAACCCUGCAAAGUGACGAUACCGCCGCCAUCCGAAAGGGAGACCUCGGAGAUGAGCGAGGAGCUGCGCUUGGCCGUAGAGAGUCGAAGGUGUUCUCUUUGUGCCUUUCAGGCAUUCAGCAGGAAGAGCAUUGUGGCACACUACAUUAAACGCCACCCUGGUGUCUUCCCAAAGAAGCAGCAUGCUAGCAAGCUUGGUCGCUACUUCACGGUCAUCUAUGCCAAAGAACCAGAGACAACCGAGGAUAGUCCUGUAGAAACAGAAACGGAAGAUAGGGAGCUGCUGGAGGAUCCUCCAGAAGCCGAGCAGGACGGUGUCAGCGAUUGGCUGCCUUUUAAGUGUUUCAAAUGCUUCCAGUUGUCCUUCAGCAACGGCAGGCUGCUAUCUAUGCACUACAAUGACCACCACAGUGUCGACUUCAAAAGGGACUUUGCAAUGACACCGGACCCAGUAGACGAGACCUCAGAGUGGUUCAACUGUUCGCAUUGUGAGCUGAAGUUCCUGGCGCUUCCUGCGCUCGCCACACAUCUGCUGAAGCACACUGAGGAGUUUGAGAAGAGGGCCACAAGGCAGGAGAGGAGGAGGCAGCUUCUCAGCAAACACAAAGAAGAUGUACCACAGAGCAAGACUGAGAAGGAAAGCUGUGCAAACAAAGCUCCUGAAGGGUUCAGGUGUAACUUCUGCAUGGAGGUCCAUUCUACCCUCCGAGCCAUCUGCAAUCACCUGAGGAAGCAUGUCCAGUAUGGAGAGGUCAAAGAGGGACAUGUCAAGAAGGAAGCAAGCGAGGUCCCCCUGACUGCGCCACCACAGAAACUAGUUAAUGGUGACAUGAAAGAGGAUAAAACAGCCAGCCUUGAGGGGCCUGCAUAUGAUGGGAUGGACCCCACUUUCGUCCCCGCGGACUCCCCCGUUGCCACAGAGACACCAGAGUCGGAGCUGGUUGCUGUCCCGGGGAGAGCGGCGGCCCUGGUGGCCGCUGCCAGAGCCUCAGUGUCAGGGACCCUGCUCAAGCAACGACUAACGACGGGGGGCCACCCGUGUGCCCUAUGCGACCGGGUCUUCAUGUCCAUGCAGGGACUCAGGUCCCAUGAAAGGAGUCACUCAGCCAUGGCUAUGCUUAGCAGAGAGGACAAAUAUAGAUGCCAGUACUGCCAGUUCGUCUCACCCUUCAGACACAAUCUGGACAGACACAUGCAGUCUCAUCACGGGCACCACAAACCCUUCAAGUGCAAACUCUGUCCCUUUAAGUCUGCCUACGUGAGCCGCUUGAAGAGCCACAUGCAUAAGGCGCAUGCUAGCGAGCAGCAUGCGUACAAGUGCUUGUCCUGCCCUUUCUCUUCCAUGACCAUCAGCCAGCUGAAGGAACACUCUUUGCAGGACCAUGGCGAAGCUCUAACUCUGCCUAAACUGCGGGCCGCCACCCAGGCCGCGCACGCUUCCACCCGGCUGACCACCAACGCUGAUCAGAGUCCUUCAGCUCCGGACGACCCAUCAUAUUGGGAGCAGGAGGAUGAUUGUGAGCAGCUCAGUCAUUAUCAAAUUGCCUCUCACAGUCAUGUGUCUUCCUCUUUGGUCCAUGGUGUGACAGACAGUCGCCCGGAUAACAUUCUCACCUGUGAGUUCUGCGAGUUUAGCUCCGGAUACAUGCAGAGUUUGCGUCGGCACUAUAGGGACCGUCACGGUGGCAAGAAGCUCUUCAAGUGCAAGGACUGCUCUUUCUUCACCUGCUACAAGAAUACUUUCACCAUGCACGUGGAGGCAGGCCACAAUAACAAUGCACCAGAGGACAUUCAGAAAGACCUUCGCUGUCCUCUCUGUCUCUACCACACCAAAUACAAGAGCAGUAUGAUCGACCACAUUGUCCUGCACAAAGAAGAGCGCAUAAGCCCGCUGGCAGUGAACCGAUCGAAGCUGUCCCGUCACCUCCAAGGCCUGGUUUUCCGUUGCCACAGGUGCACCUUCACGUGCUCCAGCGACCACGCCUUGCAGCUCCACCUGCAGAAGCAUGUGGAGGUCAAGCCCUACCAGUGCCAGCUGUGCUACUACGACUGUCGACGCCGCAGCCAGCUGGAGGAGCACCUCCGCCUCGAGCACAAGGUCAUCCGGAACUUUGAGCUGAUGGGCCACGUCAACUUGGACCAGCUGGAGAUGAUGGAGCAUGGAAGCAGCAGCGAGGAGGACGAAGUGGAAGCAGCACAGGACGAUAACGACAUGAUGGAGGUGGCGGCCGAUGGAAAGGCUGCUGUUGCUGAGGAGGAGGAGGAGGACGAGGAGGAGGAGGAGCCGCAGCAGCAGGAGGAGCAGGAGCAGGAGGAAGGCAUGGAAGUGAUGGAGAACCCAGGGGAGGAGGAAGGAGACAUAGAGGAUGAAAAGCUGGAGGGUAGCAUCAAAGAAGAAGAGGAGGAAUUCAAGGAGAUUGACGAAGAGAGGCCUGCUCUACAAGAAGUCCUUGCUUCUCCAAGCAGUAGUAGCAGCAGCAGCGAGAAGGGCGAGAAGCGUCUUCCUUGCGAGUUCUGUGGACGCUGCUUCACUAACAAUUUAGAGUGGGAACGUCAUGUCCUUCGCCAUGGCAUGACGGUGAACAGCAAUCAAUUGGACACCAGCACAAACUCCACAAUGGACGCCUCCGCUCCGUCUUCCCUCUCCUCCACAUCCAUCGACACUGGACUGGACAUUUCCGGCAACCGGGAAGAGAAUCCAAACCCCUCAGAUCUAUCGCAAAGUCAUUAUGAGGACGACCAAGAGAUGCUUGGCGCCAAAAUGGAUCAGCAGCUGGCUUGACCAGACUGGGGACCCGCUUGGGCCAAUAAGGUUAGGUCGAAAUAGGAUGUUAAAUUAAAAAAAAUUAAAGUGAGAAACAUUUUAUGAUUUGGUGCAUUAUUAGAUUGUAGGUGUUACAUAUAUAAGUAUUAGGUUGUGCUGCUUAAAAAUAAAAGGCGGAGUUCCUUAAUUAAAUGGGCGGUCCCCUAGGACAGAUUUUUAAUAUAUUGGUAACCAAUAGUGAACUUUUAUUGCUGACAUUCUGGUCAAAACUACAGUGAAAAAUCCCAUCUAUAUUAAACUAUUUAUAAAGAAUGUUGCCCAAAAUUAUCCAAAUUGAGCUAUUCGAAGCACCUUUUACGCUUGCUUUAUCAAAACAUGAUGAUAAAAGAUCAAAUAGUAAAUAUGUGAGCAUUUACAGAUGACCCAAUGCUACCUUUAUCUUACUAUUUUCCCAUUGACGCCUUGUGUUUGAAUACUUUGAGUAAGGCUUGCACCUUAUCUAUUUUAUUACGUUGGCAAAUCCUCAUUGGUAGAAAUAAUGGCAAUUUACCACCCAUGUUUUUGUAGCAAAUUGCUAUCUUUUAGAUCCCUUAAUAUGAUUAUACUACGUAUAAGCCUUGCCCUUCGUGUUUGGACUGUACUGUUUUAUUAUUGUUCCGUAAUUUCACUGAUGAACAAAAGUGGAUAUUGGAUUAAACGUUAACCCUGUGAGAUGUUGUUUUCCAGUCCGUCAUAGUUUAAGCUGUGCACUCGGUGGACAUAUACGACGACAUGUUGAUGUUUCAUCACGUGUCUACACUUGGGAUCUCGACUAAGGCGCAAAGGUUGCACUUGUCUUUUUUUUUAACUAGGAGGCCGUUCGGAUUACUCAUCUUUAAUAAUUAUUUUAUCAUUGUUUGUGUUGAGGCGCAAAUGUAGCAAAUUUGCAUGCAGUACCUGGCUGUGACCAGCAGAGGCACUAGUGAUUAGACUACCGUAUUUUUUGGACUAUAAGUCGCUCCGGAGUAUAAGUCGCACCGUCCGAAAAUGCUUAAUAAAGAAAGGAAAAAACAUAUAUAAGUCGCACUGGAGUAUAAGUCGCAUUUUUGGGGGAAAUUAAUUUGAAUUAACCCAACACCAAGAAUAGACAUUUGAAAGGCAAUUUAAAAUAAAUAAAGAAUAGUGAACAACAGGCUGAAUAAGUGUAUGUUAUAUGACGCAUAAAUAACCAACUGAGAACGUCCCUGGUAUGUUAACGUAACAUUAUGGUAAGAGUCAUUCAAAUAACUAUAACAUAUAGAACAUGCUAUACGUUUACCAAACAAUCUGUCACUCCUAAUCGCUAAAUCCCAUGAAAUCUUAUACGUCUAGGCUCUUACGUGAAUGAGCUAAAUAAUAUUAUUUGAUAUUUUACGGUAAUGUGUUAAUAAUUUCACACAUAAGUCGCUCCUGAGUAUAAGUCGCACACCCGGCCAAAGUAUGAAAAAAAAUGCGAGUUAUAGUCCGAAAAAUAUGGUAGUUUGAUGUCUUAGGAAGACAACAUAGCAUAGAGAAAUUAAGCUUGUAUAGAAAAGAGUAUGAUUAGAAACAGGAGUUCAGAAACUUUACAGAGUUUCUCCCAUCCGAAAUUUAACUUAAUUUUCCUUAUAUACGAAGGACAUUCCAUCAAAUGCCUAUGUAGCCCAGUUUAUGUGAAACUGUGUUUAGCUGAAAAUUUUUCAAAGUUGUGUUUUUGGGCCAUUUCUUUGCAUGGCAAACAUUUGUAAAUGUGUAGCUACAAAAAUGUUUUUCUACUUCUACCUACUGUCAGUAUAGCUUGGAAUAUUUGGUUUGUACUUGCACGUAGUUGCUAGUUGUGUAAUAUGAGAGGAGUCAAACAAUAAUAUUUCAGCAAGGAAAACUGGAUUUGAAUGAACAUUUUUGAAUAAUUUGUAUUUGCGGAUAACUUAAUAUAAAGCAUAUUUCAUGUAUAUGUCUGGUGUUCAUGCGUACCACAAUUUGAAAAUCAAUUAUCUUUAAAAACGCUUUCACGUAAACAAGAAAAAAUGGUCGUCUAUGGAAACAGGAGUCGCAUGCAUACUUAGCAGGAGCAGUUUACAUUUCCCUCUAGUGGCCUGGCAUGCAUAGUUCAGUAGUUCUGCAUGGUGACAGGAGGAGUUUUGACUACCUUGUCCAGUCAUAAACUUACCUUAGAUGUGUUAGAACUAGGGGUGUUCCGAUCCGAUCUCCCCCCCAAAAAAUCUCGGAUGAUAUCGACUUGCAUCUAAAAUCUCCCGAUACAAGCAGUCCUGCAGCGUGUUUACAUUAGCAAAGCUGGACAGCCAAGUUAACAUCGCAAUGUCCUCCAAUAAGCACACACGUUUGAUCUUUUCUUCUAUUUCAGUGAAGUCAUUUACAAAAGCUAAACAUGGUAGGCUAUAGACUACCAGUAGCUAAGCACACAUAGUAAUAUGUGUACUGAAUUGAACAAUAUUGCAGUCUAAAACACUACUUUUGUCAAUUAAAAGUAUCUACUGUAUUUUUCGGACUAUAAGUCGCUCCGUAGUAUAAGUCGCACCGGCCGAAAAUGCAUAAUAAAGAAGGAAAAAAACAUAUAUAAGUCGCACUGGAGUAUAAGUCGCAUUUUUGGGGGAAAUUUAUUUGAUAAAACCCAACACCAAAAAUAGACGUUUGAAAGGCAAUUUAAAAUAAAUAAAGAAUAGUGAACAACAGGCUGAAUAAGUGUACGUUAUAUGAGGCAUAAAUAACCAACUGAGAACGUGCCUGGUAUGUUAACGUAACAUAUUAUGGUAAGAGUCAUUCAAAUAACUAUAACAUAUAGAACAUGCUACACGUUUACCAAACAAUCUGUCACUCCUAAUCGCUAAAUCCCAUGAUAUCUUAUACGUCUAGUCUCUUAUGUGAAUGAGCUAAAUAAUAUUAUUUGAUAUUUUACGGUAAUGUGUUAAUAAUUUCACACAUAAGUCGCUCCUGAGUAUAAGUCGCACCCCCCGGCCAAACUAUGAAAAAAACUGCGACUUAUACUCCGAAAAAUAGGGUAAUAUGUGUACUGAAUUGAACAAUAUUGCAGUCUAAAACACUACUUUUGUCAAUUAAAAGUAUCUAGUAAUUAUAGUUGCAUGCUACUUAAGGCCUCCAAGUCAGAAAGGUAUUAGAAAGUAUUGAGUAACAGACGUGUCCACAUCAUUCAACUCAUUCUGUCAUGAGUGUAACUUAAAGAUUAUUGUGAACACUAUGUACGAAAAUAACAUAAAAUAGCAUAAAACUGUCAUAAAGUUAGUGUUUUUCAUACCUGAACAUUGACACUACAAAAUAAUAAAAGUGUACUAUGAUUCCUGAUGAUAUUGUACUGGAUUAAUAUCAAUACACAACACUGCAAAAAGUCAGUGUUCAAAAACAAGGGGAAAAAAAUAAAAAAAUUAGGGGUAUUUUAUUUGAGCUAAGCAAAAUUAUCUGCCAAUAGAACAAGAAAAUUCGCCUUGCCAAGACUUUCCAAAAUAAGUAAAAUUAGCUAACCUCAAUGAACCCAAAAAUACCUUAAAAUAAGUAUAUUCUCACUAAUAACAAGUGCACUUAGAAAAAAAAAAGAGACAUUUUUGCUCAAUAUGUUGAAAAGUAUUGUUAAAUUAACAUAUUUUUCGGCGUAUAAGUCGCACCGGAGUAUAAGUCGCACCUGCCGAAAAUGCAUAAUAAAGAAGGUAAAAAACAUAUAUACAGUAAGUCGCACUGGAGCCCGGCCAAACUAUGAAAAAAAAUGCGAUUUAUAGUCCGAAAAAAGCAAAUUCCAGUGCCAUUAUCUUGACAUAAUGAUAUGCGCUCGGCAUCAUGAUUUUUUUUUUUUUGCAUGCUUGAAGUAAGAAAUUAUUACUUUAAAAAAGUAGUUUUAUACUUGUGAGUGUUGAUGACACAGCUUUGCAACAGUUGAUAUUCUAGUUUCAAGCAUGUUUUCUCAAUAUAGGUCAUAAAAUCUCAGCAACAAGCUGUAAUAUCUUAAUGAGAUCAUUUAGGACCAAAACCCUUAAAAGAAGUAAAACACUCUAACAUAAAAUCUGCUUAGUGAGAAGAAUGAUCUUAUCAGACAGAAAAUAAGCAAAUAUCACCCUUAUUUGAGAUAUUUAAUCUUACUUAGAUUUCAGUUUUUGCAGUGAAGGCUCCAAAAUUGGUAAUGCAUUGAAACUGAAAAAGUUUGGGACACCCCUAGUUAAAACCGACUCUUUUAGCCUCCUUUUAUGGGAGAAUACUUUUUCAAACAAAAUCAAGGAUAAAAAAGAUCUUCAGGAUGUCUGAAACUUCUCCUCAGCUGUUUGUCCAAUUUUAAGACACUUUUUCCAGUAAUUCUCUACUCUAGCGACUACGUCUCUGGUGUGUGUGAGUGACAGAAAGACUUUGUCUAGACUCCGAAUACAAGACAACUUGUCUUUUAGAGAAUUUCCGGGGUAAAAUAUACCAUUGUAUAUUUGGAUGAAAUAAAAAGACAAGUGCAACCCCGACAGAAAGCCAUUUGACUUUUGAUCCCCGCCUCCUCCUAAUCCUCUUGUGUCAUAGUCUGCUUUAUAUUUAUUUAUCUUUUUUUUUUUUUUUUAGAUUUACUGUUGACAAAAAAAGUAGGCAGAGAUUGUAUUUGUUGAAAGUUGCUGCUCGAACGCCCUAAAGCCUUAUGAGGAAAUGUAUAGCAAUCAAAUUAUAGUCCAAAAUGACCAAUAACGUUUGAAUGGCAUUUUGUCAAGAUGCGUAGUACAUAUUAUUGUUCUCCAGCCUGCUGUGUGCGCUGCUGUAACUCUCAAAAAAGGGAGCUAUGUCACCUGUUGUCAGGACUCCCGUUUGCAGCCGUGUAUAGAAAACUACUUGUUACGGUUUUAAGAAAGAACACGCUAACCUUUACCCUUUUGUUCUUUUUCAUUCAUAAAAAAAAUACACUAUUUGGGAGUGUUUCAGGAUCCCCCAUCAAAUACCGUGCUGUAUAAAGUCUGUAUCAAAUGGGAAAAUGCCUCUAGAUAGGAAGAUUAAUGUGUUUCUAGUUUUUGAUUAGGAACAUCGUGGUAAGAACAAAAAUAUAUCCGUUAAGCAACUUGUCGAUUCCUCCGAAAAUCAUCCUCCCGUAUAAUGGAGUCAUUUGUUGACAAAAGAUCGGGACUGUAUCAGCCUAUCUAUGCUUCCUCUUCUCCAAACAUUAACUUACCGCCAUACACGUUCGGUGCUCGAUUUCUCCGUUUUUGACACAAACCAGCUUGUAGUUUCCUGGAACUCAUUGUGGUAGCUUUAAAAAAAAAUUAAAAAAUAAAAAGGCAGCUCCUACGAUUGAUGACCAGAUGUUGUUAUUGUUAUGGUGACAAUCUUGGAAAUGGCUGCCAGCCCUCCAAAAAAUGUUGGUUGUUCUGUGAUCUUUUAAAUUGUGUGUAUCUUCUGAAUCUGUACGCCCAAAAGUAGAGUCCCUGCUGACAACACACUGGAUACUUUGUACAUAUCUUUAGUUUUGUUUUAAUGUAAUUAUCUGCUUUUUUUUUGUUUUGUUUUGUUUGCUCCAUAGGUUGACACUAGAAUCUGUCCUUGCCUUUCUUCCCGUAUAAAUCUUGAUUACCUGAUGGUGGGUUGUGAUGUUGCCUAGGAUGAUUGUUUACAAUUUUAUUCCAUUUAUUUCUGGAUAUUCUGUAAAUAUUGUAAUUCAUUGUCUUUUUUUAACUUGAUAAUAAAGUUAUCAGAUAAUG